AUGAGCCCUGCUCAAGACGGGCUGGGUGAUAAGCCUCUGCAAGAGGUCACAUACACCAUCCUGUUUGGAUCAGAAUGGCCAGCUGUGAUUGCCACUCCUCCUUUGGGUGGUAUACUUGUUGAAGAUGUCACAAUGGCUGCUGUUCUUCUCACACUUGCACUUGAGGAAUUGGCACAUAUAGUGGUGAUGGCACCCCAACCACGUCCUCCUACCCAGAAUCUUCUUAGCAGCAAAAUCUUCAAGUAUAUUCAAUCAGCACUGCAGGCAUUCAGAGACGAGCAUGAAGGGGAAUGGAUCCAGUUCAGCAACACUUCAGUUACCCUCUCGGACCAUUGGACUGCCUAA
Molecule: messenger RNA, 345 nt
Organism: Cyclocybe aegerita
Lineage: Eukaryota; Fungi; Basidiomycota; Agaricomycetes; Agaricales; Hemipholiotaceae
Source: the annotation of a GenBank genome assembly